AUGUAACAGUUGGCACUUACGCAGCGUCAGUAUGGGGCGUGGGUAACUCGCCCCUAUAAACUAUAAGUCACCGUGAGUAUUGGCGACGAAUGUCACACAAAUAGAUGAACCGAUGUCGACAGCUCUCCAUUAAGAGCACGGAUUGGAUUGACCCAGUCAGGUUUGCAACCCUGCGGACAGGCCGUCGAAGUCCGCCCUAGAGCCAGCGAAUGAAGAGGCCCGAAAGGGUGGGAAAAAGCGAGGAGAGCGAGGCGACCAAUCGGAGCGCUUCGAUCGUAACUCACCCUAUAUGUAGAAACUUUCACAGGGGAAGUGCCGAAGACUCAGGUUUUUAGUGCUUGGAUACGAACUUGGGUUUUAGGCUGUCGACCACGACGGUUCGGAAUGAGAUGGCUCUGCUCUCCAAAGCGCAAACCUGCCCGCUCGAUGUGCAACAUAUUAUCAUGUCUUGUCUUACACCUAAGGACACAGCACACAUGGCAUCGACCUGCAGGAACUGGUUGUACGCGUCCCGAGAGCGACUCUAUCGAACCUUAACAUUGCAUUGCCACUGUGUGACGCUGAAACUUCUGGGUCGCACACUCAAUCGAUCUGCAGAAAUACGGAACUUCGUAAAGUUCCUCAGCAUUUCUUAUUGCGAACGUUGGACUCUUCCUGAUUGGAUGACUUUGUUACCAGCGGGUAAUGUGCGACAGGUCAGAUUGUAUCACCCAACCUGGCCGAAUCGUUGCGCGUCGACCGUAUUAUCCUUGCCCUUGAUGAAUCAAGUCCACACACUCUCUUUGAAAUCCAGGUUGUGGGGAUGGGAAUUGAAAGAACUUACGGCUUUGCCUAACUUACGGCGCUUGUGGCUAGAACAAUGUGACGUCCUCGAAGGCUGUGCAGAGCUGCAGCUGCCGCUGCUUCCUUUUUCAUUGUCAGACUGUCGUCUGACAUUAAUCGACGUUCCGGUCCUUCAUAUCAACUUCCUUCGCUCGUUUGCAGCCAAUAUCAACGUUACCGGGCUCCUGAUUCAUAUCCCCCAUGAGAGCAAGGCACUGCUAGGCAGCUUGGCGACCGUCCUCAAAUCCUCGUUCACAACUCUCCAUUAUCUUGCGAUUGAAUCCCCUGCCUACCAUGGACCCCCCAUAAUGGACGAUGUCCUCCCGCACCUCCCUCGUCUGACUUAUUUGAUGUGCGGUGGUGGGCUAUACAGAGAAGGAGUGCUCCCUGACAAUCUCUCGGAAUUGCAUCUUUACACGGACGAUUUCGAAGUUAUUCAGGGUGUCUUAUGUCAGUUAGAAGCGAAGAAAAGGUGCAUGGAACGCAGCUCACCUUCCUCUCCUGGGCUAUCACUUCGUAAAUUUCGUAUUUUAUGCUUUGGACGAGUCGAUCACACAGGGUUGCGCAAAAAAAGUGCAGAGCUUGGCGUGGAGCUUAUCUGUUGUUAUAGUUAUCUCCCCCGGGCCAAUAUUCGAUCAAUCCAGCGAGAUCUUGAGCGUGAGGGCAAUUGGUUUCCAGUAUGUUGAUAGUAGUGGACCAAGCGGAGUUUUCGUGGAGUGGCUCACUACGCUAUU
Molecule: messenger RNA, 1556 nt
Organism: Cantharellus anzutake
Lineage: Eukaryota; Fungi; Basidiomycota; Agaricomycetes; Cantharellales; Hydnaceae
Exons: 2
Coding region: 390-1508 (372 amino acids)
Molecular function (GO): protein binding
Source: RefSeq, a predicted model, not a curated record